UCAACUUAUUUUGUUAGACGGGAAAUUCCGACGACCGUUAAGUUUACACAGCUGUGACUCUAGACAAAAGUUAGAACUGUACGAGUUUGUUUUUUUGAACUUAUACCUUCAAGCAGUUUGCUCCCAACCACGCAUUUGAGUAGUUUCACACAUUCAACAUGCGUCCGUCAUUGCCAUUUUGGUCGUGUAUGGGUAUUAUUUUGAUAUUUGCGUCAAUCACUUGUGCUGAAUCAUCUGGAAAGUCCCGAAAUCGAGAAGAUCGUUUUGAUCUGGAGAACGAGAGCGUUGAAAGUAGGCAGAGCGACGAGCCCAUUGCCUCGUGUGGAAGUUCUGAGAAUGUGGAGGACAAUAGUUGCAGGCAGAGUGAAAACAAACACCCCAAGCGCAAGACCUUUCGAUUUGCAAUUUAAGAAUAAUAUUCGAUUUUAAUAAAAAUUAAUUGAAGAAAAUAAA
This is a messenger RNA of Drosophila rhopaloa, 453 nucleotides long. RefSeq lists its product as uncharacterized. The transcript has a single exon. Lineage: Eukaryota; Metazoa; Arthropoda; Insecta; Diptera; Drosophilidae. The coding region runs from base 159 to 410 and encodes 83 amino acids. The record is from RefSeq and is a predicted model, not a curated record.